GGGCAAUGUAUCAUUCCACGCAUCUAGUGCCGCGCGACGGAGGGAAGCUCUCAGUGCGCGUAGGUUUACGCAUACGGGGCGCGCGCGCGCUUCUCCGGGAGCGCGCACACGGAUCCAAGGGGCUCGUUGAACGCGAGCAGCGAGCUGGGAGUCGGUGCCGCGAGUGAACGGGGCUCUCGCAAGUUACCAGCAUCCGAGGAGCUUCGCCGAGAGCCGCGGCGGAGCGCGUUUUCCACGCGCAGCGACCGUGGAGGAGGAGCGACGCGGAAGGAUGCGGAUCCGCGCGGAUCCGGGAGCUGCAGCUUCACUCCGCCAGCGCGAUCCCCGGCUCCUCGCCUAACUUUUAAUGUGCCGAAGUUAAACAACGCGUCUGUCCGCUGUGAUCGAGCGCUCCUCGUCGGCCAUGGCCGCGUCGUCCGUCCACAGUGCGUUGCUCCUGUGCGCCUUGUUCCAGCUCUCCUCCCUGUUGGGCGGACAGGUGCCGAACUGCCAGGAGGUGCGCGCCGUGUUCCAGUCCCUUCACCCCGGCUCCAAGUGGGUCCCCGAAACCCCGGUGUCAGGCGCCGAUCUGCAGGUUUGCCAAAGCAAAGGCCCGUCCUGCUGCUCCAAGAAGAUGGAGGAGCGCUACCAGGUGGCCGCGCGCAGCAACAUGGAGUCCGGUCUGCAGGCCGUCGGCGCUCAGCUCAAACGCCUCAUCAUCCAGAACGCCGCCAUUUUCCAAGAGGCCUUCGACCUGGUGCUGCGUCACGGCCGUAACUCCACCUUGGCCAUGCUGAAGCUGGAGUUCCCCGGCCUCGGGGCCGGGGCCCAGAGCUCGGUGGGGCAGCUCUUCCUGGACAUGUCGCUCUACAUCCUGGGCUCAGACUCCACGGUGGACCACAUGGUGGCAGCGCUCUACGGCCGCCUGUUCCCGCUGGUGCACCGCCGCCUGCUGGGGGGCGGCGUGUCCGCUGCCACCGAGGAGUGUGUGAGGGGCGCCUGGAAGGAUUCGGGGGCCUUUGGCGUGUAUCCCAAGCUCAUGAUGACCCGUCUGUCCCGCUCGCUGCUGGCCACGCGGGUCUUCCUGCAGGCGCUCAACCUGGGCAUCGAGGUGGUGAACACCACGGACCACCUGCGGCCCGGCCGGGACUGCAGCCGGGCCCUGCUGAGGCUGUGGUACUGCCCGCACUGCCAGGGCGUGCUGGGGCCGCCCGCCUGCCGCGGCCUCUGCCAGACGGUGAUGCACGGCUGCCUGGGGGGGGCGGCCGAGGUGCAGCCGCACUGGAGGAGCUACAUCGACGGACUGGGGAAGCUGGCCGGAGGGAUGAGGGGCGAGCAGGACAUGGAGGCGGUCGUCCUGCGGCUGCCGUCCAUGAUCAAACUGGCCGUCAAGCACGCGGUGAACGCCCGCAGCCGCCUCACUGCGCUGGUGAGUGGGACCUGUGGACACACUCCUCAGCGGGCCUCCCGUUCGGCGGCGCCCCCUCCUCCAGCUCCGCCCCCCGAUGACCCGGCUGCCCGCGACGCUCAGUCCUCGUCCUCGGACUCGGACGAGACCUUGGCCGGACUUCGCAGGGAGUUCAUGUCCAACCUGAAGGGCUUCAGCUCCUUCUACAGCGGCCUGGGGGACGCCCUGUGCAGCCGGGAGCCCGCUCCGACGAACCACUCCCUCUGCUGGAACGGGCAGGAAAUGACAGACAGGUUUUCUGGGCCGGGCCUGAAGCGGCUGCAACCUGGCUCCGAGUCCCGAAGCAGCAAGUCCCCGGAGCCAGUCAUCAGCCAGAUCAUAGAUAAACUCAAACAUAUCAACCAGCUGCUGCGGCUCGUGACGGUGUCGGAGAAGCGCUGGAGAGCCCGGUCACGUGCGGCCGGAGCGAACGAGGAAGGGGAGGAGGGCUUCGAGAGCGGGGACUGCGACGACGAGGACGAGUGCACCGGGGUGUCGGGGCUGGGGCCGCCGCCGCGGCGCAAGCGGCUGCGCAUCUUCGCAGACCUCGCUGAUAACCUGGCGAUGGACGACUUCACCUUCCAGGAGCAGCUGCUGACCCCUCGCUUGGCCACGGCCGGGGUCGGAGGCGCCGCGUCGCCGGCACCUCCUCUGCGGAGCCACUACCUCGGUCCAACGCUACCUGUGAUGCUCGCCGCGCUGCUGCUGCAUCACCACUGACCGGUGCACUCACGCACCCCCGACACCUGUUUCCCCUUAGGAUUCAAUUCAAAACUGUGGAACGCGCGUAACGGUUUUUUAAAGUCCUGAGUCAUCGUGUACAGUCCGAUGGCUCAUCAAAUGAAGCAUGAAGAACCACACUCAUCUCUUUAUUUGUCUUGGCAAGAACUUGUUGUACUUUAUUCAAAGUCACUGUCCUAUUGAAUCACACCAGUUAAACCCGCGACAUCGUGUACAUAACAAACUGGUUCACUCCCACUGUGGUUGCAGCUCCUGUGCCUCCUCCUGUGCACAUCCACUGAGGAGCAAUGUGGAAAACUGUCACACAAGAGACUUUGUUAAAAUGCUCACACCUCCUCGGCUGCAGUGAGUUAUUGCCCAGCAGAAACCAGCUGGUGGAGAAGGAGAAAUCUCCCUCCUGCCAGAAACAGACUCAGCUGGAGAGACUCAGUUCACCCUGAGAACGGGAUGGAACCUAAAGAUGCACUGUACUUUAAAUUACUCAAGCUUGCUCUCAUUGUGUCUUAGUACUAGGUGAAUUAUUCCCAUCCCAUAAUUCAAAUAUUUUCAUUCAUCAUCAGUGUUUGCUUUAUUUUGUAAUCUUGAUGAUUUUCUAACGGUAACAGUGCAUAAUUCUACAGUUCAGUCUGACUCCUGUACAGAUGUGUGUUUCUUUGUGUUGGUGCAAUGUUUCCAAAAAAGAUGUUUAUUUCCAAUAUUUGCAUAACUCACAGGAAAGUCAGCAAAUCCUGACUAGAACUUAAAGCAUUGCUGCUGAUUUCUAACUUAUUCUUUAGCGCUGUGGCUGGGUCAAAGUGAAAUGUGGAGUGUAAAUUAGGUUUGUUAUGUGGGUUUGCACUGGGUUCUCACAUUUUAAAAGUUUGGCCUUUGACCCUUGAAUCUACUCUUCUGUCUGAUCGGAUUUGGAUGUUUUUAAGAGCGACCGUUAUUGAAACCAGCUCCACGGUGUUUAGACCACAGGAAGUGUUCUGGAGGUAUGGAAAAGGCUAAUUGAACGCUGACAUCACAGCUGUAAGUGCGAGCCGCCCUCACAGACUCCUUGACACGUCAUUUCAAGAGGAGCGCAUGUGUAACUAAUAACAAUAAUCAUGGCUCUGUUCCAGAUGAGUACGAGUGAGUUAUGUCCGUGGUCCAGACCUGACACAGUGCAGCACCACUUAGGGUUAUUGUUUACACCUGUGGAAGUCAUGAAGUGUGUUACAACCAGUCCAGAUAUAAGUCAAUGUCAAACCUGGAACUGCAACUGUGCAAAAAAUUAAUGUCCAAUAACAUGAGUUUUUUUUAAGUCAAUCAGAAAUGUAAAAAGGGACGAUGUAAAGUAAACUGCACAUGUUUUGCUUCUUACGUGUGAAUGUGGCAGUCUGAAUGAAUAUUAAAGGUAAAUAUGACACAUUA
Molecule: messenger RNA, 3562 nt
Organism: Betta splendens (Siamese fighting fish)
Lineage: Eukaryota; Metazoa; Chordata; Actinopteri; Anabantiformes; Osphronemidae
Gene: gpc3
Product: glypican 3
Exons: 8
Coding region: 404-2146 (580 amino acids)
Biological process (GO): cell migration; regulation of protein localization to membrane; positive regulation of canonical Wnt signaling pathway
Cellular component (GO): plasma membrane; cell surface; extracellular region
Source: RefSeq, a predicted model, not a curated record